AUGUCGUCGCAUAAUGCUCCCAGUGACGCCGAUGGCGAACAGGCACACUCGCUUCCGCUACUAUUGCAAGGCAUGAUAAAAAGUUCACUGUGGCACCUGGCCUUCUUCCCCGUAUUGCAACCUGCCCCGCACACAGUGUCAAGGGUCACGGCACGUUCCUCGAUAUCAUCAAAAGUGGCGGAUGUCCGGGUGACUGCGAGUGCCCUUCACACCCUCGCGUUGUUGGAGGCGGUGGGUUACACGGAGGCUGGCCACGCAGCUCGGCAGUUGUGGCGAGCCCACGCCGUUGGAUCAACAUCCUCUCUGUCUCAGCAUUGGAUAUCUGAAGAGCAGCGGAGCUGGGUCGACAGGCUGAGCCUCACCAUUCUCCGUCAAGCAGAGGUUCUCUCUACCACACCUAGCAGUGGAGGAGGUAAGCUGGCCACUCUUCUUGCAGAGGUGCAGCAGCAAGGUAAGCAAGAAGUACAGACGACAGCAUGCGACGCCCUCUUCUCGGAACUUGCUCACGACUACCUUGAGCACGUCGCGGCCGCGGCCUCCGCAGCGAGCGGGAUACACUCAUCGAAGGUGGCCGCUUCAACCGAGUCGAAGCUCGGGGCUCCAGAGCGCCGCACAAGUUCCAUCUUUCACUACGAAGCUCUGCCUCCACAGACAGCGGCGGCGGUGACACUGGAGCGGUCGGCAGCAGCGGCGGCGCGGCAGCAACGGCAGUGGUACGAAGCACGCCUGUACGCCGCUGCUGCGUGUAGCACAGGCAUGUCGGCCCCUGGUCCGCUAGCGCGGCUCCUUGUUGCCUACGCCCAUCAAGGCGAUCACCGGCUACAGGCUGCGGUAGCCGCGAACAUGGAAUGCUAUAUCAGCGGAGAUCAUAGUGGCCAAAGCACGGAGGAGGGUGCCACCGUAGAGUCAGUCACGAGCAGGGUCACCGAGACUGCGGCUGCAGCCCUUGCUCGAGUGCGUCUGAGCGGUGUGGUGGCUGGGAUCCUGGAGUAUGCACUGUGCGUGGCUCGUGCGCGCACCGCCGGCGCGGUGGCCAAGCUCCGCGCCCUCACCUUCGCUUUGAACGCGUUACCAGAGCAGCUUCCGCCGUGCACGGCGACGACGUUGUGUGCCGCUACCCAUGUGCCUCAGUGCGCUGCCCUGCUACUCACCCUCAUAACGGAGGAGUGCAGCUACUAUCAGCAAACAGCUCCCACCGGCAGCGGCAGCGGAGAGGUGGGGGUCACCGCGGAGGUACUGCACGCCGUGCAGGAGCUCCUCUUCACAGUUGUUCUGGGGAACGGCACGCGGCAUAUGCCCAACAGGCCUGAGCCGCCACCCGCACCGAAGAGGUCAGGCGCAGAGGGAAGCGGUGCCACCAGCAUGACGCCAGUGGUGAUGACAGUGGCAACCACCCGUGCUGUGGCGCUGCCGGAGGCGGAUGCCAUCGCACAGGAGUUUUUCCCUGCCCUCGUCCAGCAGCUCGGUAUGGAGUGGUUGUGGUCUCCGCUACUGCGGCACUUGUCAAGCCUCGACAAGGUCAGCGUCUCCGCAGGGGCAGUCGGCGCGCGAGCAGACUCGACGCCCGCAUCGUUUCUGAGGGUGCGGUGGAGCAGCCAUAUGCUCAUGGACACCAUUCUUCUCUCUCUCGCCCGAAAGACGUAUCCGCAGCGCCUCCUCAACAUUCUUCCCGGUAGCUACGAGCGUCUCCUGAGCAACCUGGAUCUACUUCCUCCAAUGCGUCCGCACGAUGACGACGGUAGAGAUGCCGACCAUGAUGACGUGGCGCAUCGUGGGGGUAGUCCUUUGCUGUUUGACAUGCCCGCCUACUACGCUGAGGCGGCAUCUGCACUGGUUGCAUACUUUCAGCGCGCUGGGGUGUCUGGACUGCGAAUAGAGGAAACGGAGCGCAUCCUAACGACUGCCACGAGUAUACAUGCAAUGGUCGUGCGGCUGAGAGCACAGGCGCCUUCGAGGCAUGGCGCAGACGGACGCGAGGACGAUGCUGGUAAUCAAAGCAGCGAGGAGCUAGACGGCUACAGUAACAGCGGUGUUGCCUCUCCUCACCACCAGAAGAGAGCGAGGCCCACAUCGCACGCCUACGCGCUGACACGUGAGCGUGUCGAACAUCUUAUCUCGCGCUACCAGGGGGAAGUUCUCCUUGCUGCUGUCGUUGUACACACUCAGCUGCGUGUGCCGAGCCAAGUGCAGCAGCUGAUGCGCAUGCUUGCACCAUUGUUCUUGAAGAUACACUUAGCAUGGCGCACCUACCACGACGGCAGCAGUGCCAGCUGGCUCCUUCAGCUUCGCACGGAUCCCAGCGUGACGGGGGGAACAGCCAGUACCGUGCGCUUUAGCGCAGAAGCGGCGGUGCUGCUGGAUCAAGUUGGCUAUGAGUUUUAUCCUCUUGAGUGGCUGCCCGCUGCCUUGGCGGCAAGCACCGCGACAAGCAACCCAUCUGUCGAGCUUCUCGCCCUCCCCUACUCUCUGCUGGCCGCUGUAGGGCACCAGUUUCAGCUGCGACUGCGCGGCACCCCACAGGGGAGUAGCGGGGACGUCACCCUUCGCCACCCUGCUGGUUCUUCGACGUCAGCCGUGAUGCCGUCAGUGGUCAGAACGGCUCUCCUUGCCAGCGGCAAGGACGGGAACGACGAAGAGACCAAGGUGACUGCCGCGGCGUGGCGCCGUACCGAGCGCUUUGUGACGGGACUCAUGCAGCUCUGCUACCUCGACCCCAAAACAUCCUCGACAGAGCUGGAGGGAACGCUAGCGGUGUCGUCUACCAGACGCGUCUUGACAGCGAGCGGCGGAAGUUCUACGCUGAGCUCUAUUGGUGGCGGUAAUUUGGCCUCUGGGGUUCACAGCAGUGGCGUGAACGUGAUUGCAGCAGCCGAUGUUGCAUCACACCACCUACGCUCCCUGCUGCAGCAACCAGCGGUGAUGGACGCCAUGUGGGGCGGGAUGGAGAACACUGCUACAGCCAGGGCCAACGGGGUGUCGCUGCGUUACGGCGAGCGGUGUGAGAAGCGUCCGAGGUCGGUGUCCGCUUCAGCAGAAGCACGUGGGCACCUUCGCUCGAUGCAGCAGCUGCUGCAGGAGUACGGUGCUGCCUCGUUUGACACGACGGUGGAGGCCGCAGACUUUGCCCUCACAAUUGCACAGGCUUUCCUGCCUCUAUCCACCACCGCUUCUGCCUCGCCUUUCUCCGCAGCCAGCAAAGCGGGGCCGGUCGCCUCGGCACUGAAGAAAAGCGAGGCGUUUCUUCGUGCUGGACUGGAAUGGGGCGGUGCGGUGGUGGGACACGCUGCGACCAAGGCAAGAGUGCAAAUGCAGCUACAGCAACAGCAGAAGGAAGGCGCCUCAUCAUUCUCGGAGGCGCUUGCGCACGUGUACAACAGCGCCACGGUGGACACGGCGUGGCUCGCGCGGAGUGCACUGCGGUACGUCCCACAGCGAAUCUGGGAGAAAAUGUGUGCCCACCGAGCCGAGAGACUUCUCCUGAUUCACCGUCACGAGAAGUGGGUCUCACGUCUCCCCGGAAAUUCACCCACCGCUUUAGAAGCAAAACAAUGUGACCUUGUCGAGGCACACCGUGCUGACCCGCUGCUGAUGGAGCAGUGGACGCAGUGGGAACGAGUGUUGGAGCAGCUGGGGCUCUCUGACCGCCUUGAAGGCGGUGCAGUCUCAGCGGCAAGCACGAUAACCAGCCUAUCAUCUUGCUCAGCAGAGGACAUCACGUGUGCGCAGUGGUUGUGGUACUCGCCAUACUUCGCGGCAGAGAUGGCGCCCCAGUAG
Leishmania braziliensis MHOM/BR/75/M2904 is the source of this 3774-nucleotide messenger RNA. RefSeq lists its product as hypothetical. Gene Ontology annotation, cellular component: nuclear cap binding complex. Bases 1 to 3774 code for a protein of 1257 amino acids. The record is from RefSeq and is a predicted model, not a curated record. Lineage: Eukaryota; Euglenozoa; Kinetoplastea; Trypanosomatida; Trypanosomatidae. The transcript has a single exon.